GCCCGCAUUCAUACAAACAAACAACGUUAAGCAUAAAUUUCCCACCCUAAAUAUACAGCUGCCGUUUCAAAACCCUCGCCUUAAAUUUCUGGGUAUUGUCGGAUCUGUCGGCUCUCAAUUAUUGGCCCGGCUCUGCUCGUUGAUGCUAAAAUUGGCUGUCAUUUGCUGGAGAACGACGAGGAUUUGACAAUAAUCCAGUUGCCCCGUCGCAUAUAACGGAUCUUCUCGGUAGAGGUUCCAGGAAAUGACGGUUUUGGCGUGGAAGAGCCGAAACCAGGCUGUGCUCGAUAUCAAGCGGGGUUAGAUUAAUGCGCGUCAUUUGACCGACAAUUUGCGAGAUUUGAAGUCCAGAUUCUAAUGUGGGGAGGAAUAGCUUGGCAGGGGCCUCAUGACUCAGUGGAAAAUAGAUUCUUGGUGAUUCACUGCUUAGCUAAUAAAAAGAAAUUCAAGCCUGGUUGAAUUUGAUUAGGUUUUUGAGGAACUGGGGGUUUUGGCGCUUGGGAAAAAUGAUAAUUUAGAUCUGGGAUGGAUUGAUCAGCUGAAUAGUAAUCUGUGUCACAUUGCAGCUGCUGGUGCACAAUUGGGACUUUUAGAGUUAUAUUAAUUCAAAGUAAGAUAAUUGUGGGUUCGCAAUGGGGGCUCCAUUCAAUGACGAGGUUGUCACUAUCAAGCUUGGGAAGAAUAGUGGGGAUCCUAUUGUUAUCACAGUUAAUUGUGCUGAUAAGAUUGGUCUCACUUGCGAUUUUGCCCGUGUAAUUUUUGAUUAUGGUUUGACCGUAGUCAGAGGAGAUGUGUCAACUGAUGGAAAAUGGUGUUAUUUGAUAUUUUGGGUCCUGCCGCGCCCUGGGUCACCUCGGAGAUUCCCUUGGGCAAUGCUCAGGAAGAACCUUACAUCUAUUUGUCCCCCUAAUCCUGCUCAGCUUUUCUUUGGAAUCUAUUCAGAUCCAAAGCCCCCAAAGGUCUAUGUCUUGCAGAUAUCUUUGUUGGAUCGAGCAGGUCUUCUAAAUGACAUGUCUCAAGUGUUGUGGGACCUUGAAUUUUCUAUUCAGAAGGUGAAGGCAUCGACGACUCCAGAUGGCAGAGUGAUGGACCUCUUCUUUGUCAUAGAUAACAGGGAUAUGCUUCAUUCUGAAAAGAGGCAGGUUGAAGCUUGUAAUCGCAUAAAAACUGUUCUGGGUGAAUCUGCUACGCACUGUGAAAUCCGUGUAGUUCCCGAUCUUGGGACCAUGGAUUGUGCAUCAUUCUCUUUGCUUCGGCCUUCCAUUAUUGAAGAUUUGUGCAAAUUAUCAUUAACAGAUUCCGAAACAGAUGCUAAAAGUGUAUAUGCUAAUAAAAAUGUACAAGCUACUCAAGAUUUACAAGCUAAUAAAGGUUUACAGGCUACUAAUUUCAUACAAGCUAAUGGCUCUCUCACCAGCAAAAUUUCAGUCACAAUUGAUAAUUCUUUAAGCCCUGCCCACACCCUGCUCCAGAUAUCGUGUAAAGAUCGUAAGGGUCUUUUUUAUGAUGUAUUGAGGACUUUAAAGGACUAUAAUAUCCAGAUUUCAUAUGGACGGCUUUCUACUAAUGCCAAAGGAAUCUGUGAAGUGGAUUUGUUUAUCUUGCAAGCUGAUGGAAGGAAGAUAAUAGACCCACAGAAACAAACCUGCUUGCGUUCUCGUCUGGAAAUUGAAGUUUCCCAUCCUGUACGAGUGAAGGUUGUUGAUCGUGGACCUGACACAGAACUGUUGGUUGCAUCUCGAGUAGAGAUAUGUGGAAGGUGUAGGCCGAGAGUUCUAUAUGAUGUAACAUUGGUGUUAAAGACACUAGAUAUCAGUAUUUUCACAGCUGACCUUGUCAGAUAUGCAAUGGGUGACCUCCAAUGGGAGGUGUACAGAUUUCUUUUAGUUGAUAGGCCAGAUCUAUUGCUUGAAAGCAGUCGUACUAGAAGCCAUAUAACAGAACGCAUUGAGAACAUGUUGAUUGGUUGACAAAGAAUUUUGUAUUACAAGUCUUUUUCUGGAAGUGUUGUUUGCUAUCAAGACAUGCUCCAAGUAAAAAACCACUAUGGAUUGUAACAAUUGAUGUGGAACAAAAGGCGAGUUAUUGAUCUCUAUUAAUGAUUUUCAAUCAACAUUUGAAUAUCAUGGCUAUUUUAUUAUUGC
Molecule: messenger RNA, 2144 nt
Organism: Cryptomeria japonica (Japanese cedar)
Lineage: Eukaryota; Viridiplantae; Streptophyta; Pinopsida; Cupressales; Cupressaceae
Product: ACT domain-containing protein ACR9
Exons: 7
Coding region: 633-1970 (445 amino acids)
Source: RefSeq, a predicted model, not a curated record